Molecule: messenger RNA, 1518 nt
Organism: Linnemannia hyalina
Lineage: Eukaryota; Fungi; Mortierellomycota; Mortierellomycetes; Mortierellales; Mortierellaceae
Source: the annotation of a GenBank genome assembly
AUGCGCCACCAGAGUCACUUGCCCCGGAAAGUCAUCGCCGUCGACCUCGACGAGGUCCUCGCCCGGACAACCCUCGCCAUCGCCGACUUCCACAACGACACCUACGGCACAACCCUCACCAUGGACGACUUUAUCUCCUACGACUACACAAAGAUAUGGGGCGGCACCCGAGAGGAAUCCAUCGCAAAGUGGAGACUCUUCUUCGAUUCCCCGUACUUUUUGAAAGUCGAACCCGUUGAAGGCAGUUUGGAAACGCUCAAGCUCCUGAAGGCCCGCCGGUUCAGUCUUGUUAUCGUCACCGCCCGUCAGCAGUUCGUAGCCGACCUCACGAAAAAGUUUGUCGAUCGCCAUUUCCCAGGAAUCUUUGAAUCGAUCUAUUUCGCCAACCACUUCCUGACCGAGCAAGAGAAGCUGACGUUCGUCUCCAAGCCCAAGUCGGUCAUCUGUCGGGACGUCCACGCUCAAUUGCUGAUCGACGACUCGCUCGAGAAUGCCCUCGAGGUCUCCAAGGCCGGAAUUCCGGUUCUCCUGUUCGAUCUCCAUGGAAAGUAUAAGUGGAACCAGCUCGAGGAGGGUCAGCAGCUGCCGGAUAAGGUCACUCGAGUCAAGAGCUGGAAGGAUGUCCAGGCUUGGUUUCCUCGUCCUCGAUCCCCAUUGUCGAAUCAAUGCCUGAGCAGGGACGAUCAAGUUUCAGAGUCGUCCUCGUCCGAGUCUGAGGAGGAAGAUGAAGAGGAUGAGGAGGACGAGGAGGAAAUGGAGGAGGAUGAAGAGCAGCAGAUGUACGGAUACUCACACCACCACCAACAGCAACAUCAUCUUCAUAACCCCAUGGAUUCGGAUUCGGGUUCUGACGAGGACGACGAGGCAGAGAUGGAUGAGGAUGAGAUGAACGAGUUGACGAAGCGGGAACAGGACGGAGAGGAAGAGGAGGAGGAAGAUCAUGGUCGGAGCCUUCGGAGGCGCAAGCUCAUGAUGAUGGACUUUAGCAGUUCAGACGAUGACGAAGAUAUCGACCUCGAGAGCGGGCAGCACCAUCACGGAAACAUGGACAGCAGUGAGCAUGAUCUGGACCUCGAGAGCGGACACCGCGGUCGCCAUAUCUCCCAUGCCGAUUUAGAACGGUACCGUCACCAACACGAGACCAUGUACAUGGAGGAGCCAGGAACUGAGGUGGAGAUGGAAACCGACUCGUCGUCGUACCUGCGUCAGGAGGAUGACAUGGAACAGGGCCUCGUUUCAACUACCACCAUUACAGCGACAUUGACAGCGACAACAACUACUACAGCAACCGCCCAGAUGUCAAUAGCCAUCGCCGAGUCCAACACAGUAAUGGUAGAAUCUCACUCCUCGACGAUAUCGACCCUUCCUCCUUCUCCCGCUAGUUCUUCUGAGGCGGCCAUGGCAGUUGAAGGGUUGACGAUCAAGAGCCCUCCUUCCUCAUCACCCGAGUCCUUUGCUGGUGCCGCAACCAGUCAUUCAAAUCAGACCGACUCAAUGGAAGAGGUCCCUCUCGCAUAG